Molecule: messenger RNA, 1643 nt
Organism: Manis pentadactyla (Chinese pangolin)
Lineage: Eukaryota; Metazoa; Chordata; Mammalia; Pholidota; Manidae
Gene: PTGR2
Product: prostaglandin reductase 2
Exons: 12
Coding region: 176-1282 (368 amino acids)
Biological process (GO): prostaglandin metabolic process
Molecular function (GO): 15-oxoprostaglandin 13-reductase [NAD(P)+] activity
Source: RefSeq, a predicted model, not a curated record
GGCGGAGGGCGGCGCGGCGAGAGGCCUGGUCUUGCGCCUGCGCACUGCGGUCGGAGAGCCGAAGUCGCGCAGGAGCCCAGCUCAAGCUCCGCGAGGCACGCGAGUUUCGCUCCAGGGCUCCGUGGCCGAGUUAUUUUAUACAGAAAUCCUGUGAGACCACCGUGCAGGCAAGGUGAUGACUAUACAAAGAGUGGUACUGAAUUCUCGACCUGGAGAAACUGGUAGUCCGGUGGCAGAAAAUUUCCGAGUAGAAGAAGUAAAUUUACCAGAUAAUAUCAAUGAAGGACAAGUAAAGGCCAGAACUCUUUAUCUUUCUGUGGAUCCUUACAUGCGUUGUAGAAUGAAUGAGAACACUGGCACUGAUUAUUUAACACCUUGGCAGCUGUCUCAAGUGGUGGAUGGCGGAGGUAUCGGGAUUAUAGAAGAAAGCAAACACACCAAUUUUUCUAAAGGCGAUUUUGUGACAUCUUUCUUUUGGCCCUGGCAAACCAAGGUUAUUCUGGAUGGAAAUAGCCUUGAAAAGGAAAAAGGCCACGUGGCUGCUGGAUCUAAUCAGACGAUGGUUGUUAGUGCAGCUGCUGGUGCCUGUGGAUCCCUGGCUGGGCAGAUUGGCCGUUUGAUGGGCUGUUCUAGAGUGGUGGGAAUUUGUGGAACACAAGAGAAGUGCCUCAUUUUGACCUCAGAACUGGGCUUUGAUGCUGCAAUUAAUUAUAAAGAGGGGAAGGUGGCAGAACAGCUCCAUGAAUUGUGCCCAGCUGGAGUGGAUGUUUACUUUGACAAUGUUGGUGGUGACAUCAGUGAUGCCGUGAUAAGUCAGAUGAAUCAAAACAGCCACGUCAUCCUGUGUGGUCAAAUUUCUCAGUACAACAAAGAUGUGCCUUAUCCUCCUCCAUUACCCCCUGCUGUAGAAGCAAUCCGGAAAGAAAGAAACAUCACAAGAGAAAGAUACCUGGUGAUAAAUUAUAAGGACAAAUUUGAGUCUGGUAUUCUACAGCUGAGUCAGUGGUUUAAAGAAGGAAAGCUAAAGAUCAAAGAGACUAUGAUAAAUGGGUUGGAAAACAUAGGAGCUGCAUUCCAGUCUAUGAUGACAGGAGAUACUUCUGUUGGACCAGUUCAUCUCCAGAGAGGGCUUCAUCUUUGUCUGUGUCGAAAACUCCCAAAUCUACAUCUCUUUCUGGCCUCUUUACUUGUGCUUAGGACCUUUACUUCCAAUUUGCGUGCCCGAACUACUCCUCCCUCACCCAUUGAUAUGUCUGUCAAUAAGAUUUGUCUUUCUCCUUGAGAAUGCCUUUCUUAGAGAAGAGUUAAUUCCCACUGUUACGAUCAAGUUGAGUUCCUCAUCCUUUGGCAUGCAGCAGGUAUUCAAAAGUAAUUUCAAAAAGUCAAACUCAUAAAACUCUAAACAAGUGGUGGCAUCCAGCCUGGAACUCAAGUAUUCUAGCCCCAAGUCUGGACAUCCAAGAGAUCUUUACAUCCCAAUAUUUGGAACCCAGACUCUCGGGUUUCAUAUUCCAAAAAAAGUUCUACCAUUUCUGACCCCGUCCCGUAUGCAAAGCAGGGCUAGAUUCUGGAAGUUCCCUUCUGGGGCAUUAAAAGGUCCUCUUCACUGAGAACUUUGAUAAAUGUUUAAACAGUGAGCUUUU